UUUCAGCCAAAGAGCGACAAAAAAAAGAUUCGAGAAACGGAUCGGCCAAGCUGCGGAACUACUGGAAACGCUGGAGAAAUCAAUAAACACGGAAAGGUGCCAAUGGAGGAGUCAAAGGAGAAUGACGGGAUGUCAGACGGAAAUCUCUGCUGAUGUUGGAUGAACGACGAAAAAAGGGAAAAUCCACGGAUUCUGGUGACGAAAUUCUCCAUAAAAGGAAAGAAAAAGGACGAAAAGGACCGAUGUUGGCUGAAAGGAUAUCUCGUGAACAGGAGCAUGGAAAUCGGAGAACCUGAGAAGUUCCAAUCGACGAAGGAAAAUAAUUUCGAGAUUGUGUGAUCUAACGACGAGAGCAGCUACAAAGGCAACACAAAACGAUCGGGACACAGUCGGAAUGUGGAAAAUCGCCAAAGAAGAGCACAAGACACGGGACGAGAAAAUUUCAAUUAAUUCUAAAUGAAGAAUUGUGUUUUCAAUGAAAAUUUAUUUAUUUAAAUAAAUAAAAAUAAAUUAAUUAA
This is a messenger RNA of Caenorhabditis elegans, 518 nucleotides long. RefSeq lists its product as uncharacterized. The coding region runs from base 160 to 339 and encodes 59 amino acids. The transcript has 3 exons. Lineage: Eukaryota; Metazoa; Nematoda; Chromadorea; Rhabditida; Rhabditidae. The record is from RefSeq and is marked reviewed.